AUGACGUUGGAUAUUCAGCAUUCUCAAGAGCAACCUGAUCCUAUUUCUAUGGCGGGCUCGGAUGCAAAGGUUAUUGACGCUCAUAACUACCGCUUUCGCUAUACAUUAGACAAAAUUUUCGAGAAAUUCACACAACUCGAAACUUUAAAUCUAUCCUACUGCGGAAUCACGAAGCUCCCGAUAUCACUAUUCGCUCUCAAUUCAUUAAAGCAGCUUGAUAUAUCACAUAACGUAAUCGAACAAAUCCCUUUUGAACUCGGUUCAAUGCAAAAUUUACAAGAACUUGAUGUAUCAAAUAAUCCUUUUGCGGUAACAUUAUCAAAAGAAUGUGAGCUUGAUUCAGGUCACCUCAUUCCCUUUCUUCGGAAACUUGUUCAAAAAAAUCCAAAACCUCAAGCACGUACUUUUGCACCAAUAAAGAACCCGCCCAAGAAAAACGGCUUUAUGUUGCUCUCUUAUAAUAUAUUAGCGCCAUACUGUGUACGCCCGGACAGAUUUCCAUUUUCCCCACCAAAAUACUUAAAUGCAGAUCAGCGGAUUGCAUUAAUUGAAGAGCAAAUAAUAGAAUUCCCUGUAUCCAUUGUUUGCCUUCAAGAAGUAGAAGGUUCUGUUUACAAAGAAAAAUUAGAGCCUUUUAUGCAUGAGCGCGGAUUUCAUUGUACGUAUUGUCAAAAAGGCAGAGCUGAGAAGCUCAACGAAGCCUUCAGGGAAAUGGUACAUGGCCAAGCAACUUUCGUGAGAAAUUCUCAUCUUACAGUCAUAAAAACAGAGUGCAUACAGUAUCGCAAUAUGCAACAAGCUCAACUACUACCAUCAUUUGCGGAGCUCAAAAAGCACGAUGAAACAGCAAUUAUUUCGAUCGUUCAACAUAAGUCGGCACCAAACUUAUUUAUCGCGAUUGUAAACAUUCAUUUAUACUGGGAACAAACUGGUAAUGAUGAUGUCAGAACCAGCCAAUUAUACUUAGCACUCGAAGCUGCAAAAAAUAUUGUCAAGCAGCAUUCAUCGAAUUACGAUAUCAUCAUUGCAGGUGAUUUUAAUUCUGAAUCACAGACUACGCCCCACAGAUGGCUAGUUCAAAAUGGAUUUUUCGACGUAUACGAUUCAUUCGGACUUUCACCACGUUUUACAAUAUAUGGAGCGUCGUUUCAUAAGACAAUUGAUUUCAUUUACAGCACUGUCAAUAAAAUACGGCCAAUUUCCAUUCUUCAGUCCUAUAAUGAAGAGGAAAUUCUUCAGCGAUAUGUUGCUUUCCCUCAUGACUACUUCCCUUCAGAUCACCUUCCUAUCGUUGCUUGUUUCGCAAUGCCAAAGAAGAAUCACACGACUUCUGAACUUUUUAAUACGAUCCAAAUUGAUAAGCCUGAGAAAACACCUUGUACUAUAGCAAUUGGUUCCGGAAAAAGCGCUAAAAUUGUGAUUACCAAGGAAAAAUCUACAGAUUGA
This is a messenger RNA of Trichomonas vaginalis G3, 1446 nucleotides long. Its product is annotated as poly(A)-specific ribonuclease protein. The transcript has a single exon. Lineage: Eukaryota; Parabasalia; Trichomonadida; Trichomonadidae. Bases 1 to 1446 code for a protein of 481 amino acids. The record is from RefSeq and is a predicted model, not a curated record. Gene Ontology annotation, molecular function: poly(A)-specific ribonuclease activity; protein binding.